GGCCGAGCUCCGAUGACGAAAUUGGCGGAAAUUGCUAGAAUUAAAGCAUAAAUGGUGUGUUUACGUGGAAAAAGUACAAAUUUUGCCAUGAUUUUGAGUUAAAAAUGACAAAAGACCACGCUAGGAAGCGUCUAGCACGGAUCAGAUGUGUUUUUGAGUGUGUAGAAUCAAUACGAGACGGGAAAGAGCUACCAGACGCGUUGUGUUUUGUUCCCGGUAGUGUGAACUACAAAUUUCAAAGUGAAAGGACAACCUCAAUUGUAAUUAGAGAUUCCCCAUCUUCUUCCUCAGCAAAAAUUGGUGAAAUUCCUUACAAAGUAAGUACAAGAUUUACCGCUAGCGGCGAGGAAUACUGGAACGAUGAGGGUCUAUGGCUAAGACUUGUGCCUGAAAGUUUAAAGAAAUUUGACGUGGACAGCAAUCACUCAGCAGGGUGGGUGUUUAUUCAUUCCCGUGAUAAUAAAGUUAAAGACGAAGUUGAUUUAGCGACAGUGAAUUCCAAGAAAAAAAGCACGAAGCCUGUUCUAAUGAACUGGGAAUAUGCAGUUGAUACCUACUACUCGCUUAAAAUUUCACAGAAUGCAGAAACUUUACAUGGGCAAGCCGACCUUGAGGCCAUGAACAAAUUAAAAUUCCCCCCUCAAAAUUGGAGCCUGGAAGCUGAUGAAGAAUUGGCUCGUUUCAUUAGUCAGAAUGUUACCAUUCAGAAGGAGGCAACGUUGGGCAAUCUAAGUCAGUAUGUCGAAUCAAUUGAAGUGUCAUCCCAAAGUCAAUAUAUUUCAGCAUUGACAGAUGGAGACAUUGAGACAUAUUGGGAAUCUGAUGGAUCUCAAGGUCAACAUUGGAUACGUCUUAAGAUGAAACCCGGGACAGUAAUCAAGCAAUUGUUUGUAAACGUGAAUAGUAAUGAUGAUAACUACAUGCCAAAUCGAUUUCAAGUACAUGGCGGAGAAACUGGUAAUGUGAAGUUGCUGAAUGACGUCGCAAUAGAUUCAAGUAAAACUGGUGAUGUUCUAAUACUCGAAGAUAUGACCCAACAUUGUCCUAUUAUUCAAAUUUGGAUUAAGGACUGCAAAGAUGAUGGAAUUGAUACCCGCAUCCAUGGAAUCAAGAUUGUUUCAACUGAUGAGAAAGAACCUGGUUUGAGUGCAGACACUUUCAAGAAUAAGACAAAGAUUAUCCGUUUCCCGAAGUUAGAACAUGUUAAUCCUGACCUACUUUACAAUAGAGCAAGAAGUUUGUUGAGAUUUGUUGCUCUGUUAGAUAGUGUCCUUCCUUUCAUCUUUCCAAUUUGGAAGUUUACGAUUGGCUCUUACACAAGUCUGGAACUGAUUAGGCAGUUGCUUCCUCUUUCACGUCGUAGGAUUACAUUGAUUGAUCAACUUAUCCUUGAAUCACAGUCAUGUAUUACACUUCCAAGUAUCCCAAAGGUUGUUCUGAACCGUCAUACCGCUGCAGAACAUCGGGAGAACCCUGCAAGUGAUCCAGAAGGAAAGCAAUCAAUUUUUUGUCAGUUAUAUGAAGCAUUGAAGUCAGAGAAAUGUGGGGUGACACUUGAUUUCCGUUGGUCAAAUCGCUAUGAACAGUGGUGGGAAUGCAAGUUUAUCUCGGAAGGUAUUAUUGAUCAAGGUGGUGGCUUUCGUGAUUCUCUAUGUGACCUUGCUGAAGAAGUAUGCCCUAGUUCUGCAGAUUCAUUGUUGCCAUUGCCUUUAUUUAUCCGUAGUCCUAACCAGCUGUACGAUUCAUCUAAUGUUUAUCGUGAUGGUUACAUUCCAAACCCAUCCUGUCGAUUAUUUGACCAAUAUGAAUGGCUUGGAAUGCUGAUGGGUGGCCACCUGCGUGGAAGAGAGAGCUUACUGUUAUCAUUUCCUAAGUUUAUAUGGAAACAGUUGCUUGGUGAGAAAGUUUCAUGGCUAGAAGAUUUUGUCACAGUUGAUGCAGCAUUGGUGAAGCUGGUUGAAUCCAUUAAGCAAAUGGAUCGGAAGAAAUUUGAAGAGAAGUUUACUGAUAUUCUUACUUACACAGCAGUUUUAAGCAAUGGCACAAUUGUUCCUCUCAUUUCAAAUGGUGAAGAUGAAGUUGUCAAAUAUGAAAACCGUGUUGAGUAUACUGAGCUGCUUCAAACUGCAAGAAUGCAUGAAAGUGAAGAGCAAGUCAAUGCCAUCCGUCAUGGUUUAGCUAAAGUGGUUCCAGUGUCGUUGCUUGGACUUCUCACAUGGCAAGAACUUGAACUAAAGGUCUGUGGAAAUCCAAAGGUGAAUGUUGAAGAUCUUCGCAAGACAACUUAUAGUGAGGACUUGCCUAAGACAGAUGAGAGAGUAAAAUAUUUUUGGAAAGCCAUGGAAAAUUUCAGCAAUGAUGAUCGAAGUCGAUUUUUGAGAUUUGUGACUGGCAGGCGUAGAUUACCCGCAAACAUGACAUUGUGUGCUGCAAAAACAACUGCACCUGUUGAUUCAUUACCUGAGGCUGCAACUUGUUCAGGUACUUUAUUUCUUCCUUGUUAUUCUUCUUAUACUGCAGCUGAGGAGAAAUUGCGUUAUGCAGCAUACAAUUGUGUAUCCAUUGACACUGAUGGCUCAUGGGAUGAGUGAUAUGUUAUAGAAACUUUCUAAAUAAAGUAGUUUUGUAUGAAAUUGAUAGUUUUAAGUUAUCAACAUUGAAAUAACAAAGUAAUAAGCAAUUUAUUCCUUAGGAAAUAAUCUGCAUGACUGAAUACACUGCUUGAGUGACAAUAAAUUGUUUUUAUGUAAGAUUUAGUGAUGAUGUUGGAUAUAUGACCGUGGAAGUGAAUAUUUUAAUACACAUUAAUUUUUAUACUCUAAAGUUUACUGUAAGUGUUACCUAGGUUUUGCAUGAAAAAUGUUUUUGUCAACCACCUAAUAAUAUAAUUCUGAUUGGCUGCCUAUAAACAGUGCAAUUUUAUUCAAAUACCAAAUUGGUGGAUUUCUAACCUGGAAAGUACG
This is a messenger RNA of Paramuricea clavata, 2963 nucleotides long. NCBI's taxonomy places the organism in Eukaryota, Metazoa, Cnidaria, Anthozoa, Malacalcyonacea, Plexauridae. The record is from the annotation of a GenBank genome assembly.